This is a messenger RNA of Chara braunii, 462 nucleotides long. Lineage: Eukaryota; Viridiplantae; Streptophyta; Charophyceae; Charales; Characeae. The record is from the annotation of a GenBank genome assembly.
UCCCCACGCACGCUCCUGCAAAAAGCGCACUGCCACUCUCUUGCAUGGCGAGGCUACAGCGUUGUGUAUACACAUGUUGGUGCAGGACGAGGAGGAGGAGGAGGAGGAGGAGGUGGGAGCGGCGGUGGAAGAGGAGUAUGCGAAGGAAAAGGAGGAGGAGGAGGAGGAGGUGGCGGCGGCGGCAGCGGAAGAGGAGGGCAAGGAGAAGGAGGAGGAGGAGGAGAAGGAGGAAGAGGAGGAAGAGGAGGAGGAGGUGGCAAUAGCAGUAGGAGGAGGAGGAGGAAGCAUGGAAGAGGAGGAGGAGGAGGACAAGGAGGAGGAAGAGGAGGAAGAGGAGGAGAUGGCGGCGGUGGAAGAGGAGGAGAAGAGGACGAGGAGGAAGCAUCACAGCAAGGUAUAGCAAUCGUUGAUUGGAGUCUGUAUUCCAACUGUGCUGCAUGGCAAGAUGAUGUAUCGAUUCUU